UUAUUUUUUGCAAAAACUUUGAAAUCAGUUACAGUUUGCUGCAUAACCGACUGAGCUUCCAGCAAAAUGGUGGUUUAUGUUUCUUGACUUGACGUUUUUAUGGUGUUUUGGUGUAAAGAAAACGAUAAAAAACAGCUUGUUUUCAUUUGAAGAGCAAUGUUUAAAUGGCUCAACCCCCCGACCCCCAAACAAAUCGCCAGGCUUUGCUCGACAAACUCGCUGCACUAGACCAGCAACUGGAGGAUUUUAAAUCACGUGGCGUAACCAGCGACUUCAAGGCCGAAAUAAAGGCCCUUCAUGAUUACAACGAAAUGAAGGAUUUGACCCAAAGGGUGCUUGGCCAUUUAGCAAACUUUGAACAAGAGUCAACACUAGCUGAGUUGCAUGAGCGGUACGAUCUUCCCUUGGAGUGAGGAUUAGGUGCGCGCGGUUAAUGUAUUUAUUUUUUUAUUGAAAAUGUCCGAUAAUUCCGACGAAAAGGGGCAAAACGACAAGGACGACAACAUCUGUAGGGAUUACAUUCGGGGGAUUUGUGACCGGAGAUAUUGCAAGUACAAGCACGAAACGGACAUGAAGACGUUGAAUUUUUGCCACGAUUAUCAGAACAACAUUUGCCCCAGGCCCACCUGCAAAUUCAUCCAUUGUACUCCGGAGGAAGAAGUCGAGUACAAAAACACCGGAGUCAUGUCGAAUCAUAUUCUGGCCGAAGCAACACGGAAGAAUCAAUUACCCGGAGCCCAACCGAUUUGUAAUCAAUUCCGGAAGGGUUUGUGCAGACGCAGCUUUUGCAAGUAUCGACAUUUGACCCGCGAGGAGGAAGAUGCAGAAAUUAUGGAAUUGAUACAAAACAAUAAUAAGAAAAAUAUGAUUUGUGUCAAUAAUCCUCUAACUGAAUCUCAAGUAAUGAAUACGCUAAAUAACGGUCUUCAUCGAAGAAAUCCGAUAAGUUACGAUGAGUAUGAAGAUUGUGGGUUGCAACUCCCAAAACGUCGAUUUAUUGCUGCUCCGGAACCGGAAAUACUCACUAAUGGGGACUUGCAUCCGGUUGAACCGAACCGGGUCCGGCCGGUUUUCAAGGGUUACUUUGCCGGGAAUCCACCACCUCCAAUGCUCAGCAGAGUCGAUGCAAGGACCCUGAUGUUGGAAGAAGAGAACAACAUGUUGCACAAAGAAAUCGCCCAACUGAAGCGUCAAGUGUCCGAUUUGACGGCAACCAACGAGUUCCUCCUCGACCAGAACGCCAAUCUCCGUGUUUCGAACAAACGCAACGAAGGCGUCUCGAUGCCCGCCGUCACCAUAACCAACACCAACACUCCUCAAGUGAUCCGAACGGUGACGGCGAGCGUCGCCACCGUCCCCGUGUCCUUAGCCACCGUCUCAACGUGCAACCCCGUCUCAGUGUCAAUUGCGGGCGUUCCAACCGUUUCGAUGGCGCCGCCUGCACAAAUCCUCGCUCCUAGUCAACAAAUCCUCGUUACGACGAAUCCGUCGACGCAAGCGCAGCUAGCGAUAGCCCAACAGAAUUUGGCAAAUAAUCUCGCUCAACAGGCCCAACCUCAAUUGACGUCGCAAGCUCAGUUGGCGUUGGCCACGACUACGCAACAGUUGACUUUAGCCAACACGCAGCAGGCGCAACAGUUGGCCAAUCAACAGCAACAGCUGGCCAAUCAGCAGUUGACGUCGUUGGCUAACACGUCGCAAGCGCAGUUGGCUAUGGCGAGUGUGCCGCAGCAGUUGCUGACGCAGAAUCAACAAAUUGAGAUGCACAGAAAUGCGAUUAAUACGUCGCAAGUGAACGCUAUGUCGAAUACGACGCAACCGAUGGUGUCGUAUCCGAUUAUGACCCAAAGUAUCAACCAUGCGUUGACGCAUUAAAAACAUUUUUCAAGAGUUAAGUUCAGUGCAAGACUGAAGUUGUAGGUUAAGGUUGUUUCAAGCUUAAAUAGUUUCUGGUUUUUUAAGAAGAUGUGCUUAGUUCUGUGUUGUUUUGAUAAGUGAUUUGUGUGCAGCUUCCUUGAUGAUUAAAGGGGGAGCUACGUUCGCGGAAAACGUUGGGGUUGCUUGGUAACCAAGGUUUCGGAACAGGUGGCGCCACGUUAGGGAAACUUCCUUCACUGGUCAAGGAAGCUGUGGGUUUGUGCAAGUCGGGAAAGCCCUGUACAAAUUUUUCGAGUCUUAGGUUAGGUAUUUGAUAAACAGUUUUGUCUCCGUUCUAAUAUUGUUAAUACACUUAAAAUAAACUUAUUUAUGUCGAA
This is a messenger RNA of Tribolium castaneum (red flour beetle), 2255 nucleotides long. RefSeq names its product zinc finger CCCH domain-containing protein 10. The coding region runs from base 457 to 1875 and encodes 472 amino acids. Lineage: Eukaryota; Metazoa; Arthropoda; Insecta; Coleoptera; Tenebrionidae. Gene Ontology annotation, molecular function: metal ion binding; RNA binding. Gene Ontology annotation, biological process: regulation of RNA splicing. The record is from RefSeq and is a predicted model, not a curated record. The transcript is spliced from 6 exons.